AUGUUUUCGGAAGAAAAUAAUCAAAAGCCUGCCAAUCUUCCAUUUAUCUCUCCAAAUACAGUCUCCAGUUCCCCCAGUCAUCUCCAGCAACAGGAAUUCUCUCCGCACCUCCCGCUUGGAUUGAUGGAGAUCCCAGCACACCAGCACGAGGGAUUCAAACGUAAUGCAACUGGGAGAAGCUCCAUCGCCUCCAACUUCCCAACCUCACAAAUUGGCCUCGUGUCACCGAUCUCAAGCGUGGGAGUUGGUCGGAAGCGAAAGACGGGCAGCGACGAUGAUGCUACAACUGUGACUGGACCAGUCCAGCCCGGCAAGAAGAUGCCCGCAAAGAAGCGUGCUCACAAUGUCAUUGAGAAACGAUACCGAGCCAAUCUCAACGAGAAGAUUGCCGAACUCCGCGACAGCGUGCCGAGUCUGCGGACGUCGAAGAAUCCAAAUGGCGAUUCAAAUGAGGAAGAAGACGAUGGAGAUGCUGCUCAGUCCGCCAACAAGCUCAACAAGGCUUCCAUUCUAUCCAAGGCUACCGAGUAUAUCAAGCACCUCGAGAUUCGCAACAAGCGGCUCGAAGACGAAAAUACUGGCCUAAAAAACCGUCUGCGCCAGGUCGAUAAAGCAGCCGAUCAAGCAGUGACAUCGUCGGCCUCCGUUUCCUCACCCAGCAAUUACACAGCGUCCAGUGAUUCCAACGCCGGCACGUCACCAAGUGUUUUUUCUCAGCCGGAGGAACUCGACAGCCCGCCGACUUCAGGUAGCCCUCCCGAAGGCAUGAUCAAGAUUCCCGACUCUCUCAAACGAUUCCGAGAAGAGAACGCACCUCGAGGAAUUUUCGCCGAAUCAUACCUGUCAGCCUCACCCUCAAAUGGCCCGUUGGCUCGAGAGGAGGGAUCCCGUCGACGAUCAAAGAUGCCGAAUAAGUACAUGUUGGGGGCUCUUGCUGGACUCAUGGUCCUGGAAGGCUUUGGCUCGGACAAGUCCGAAUCGGAGGCAAAGGGUUUACUGGCGAUGCCACUGAACCUCUUGAACCGCCUCCAGCCGUCUUCUCUUGCUCACUGGCAGUACUACAUGAACAGUUUCUGGUACUCCCCGCAUGCACGGGCUAUCUCGCACUUCCUGAUUCUUGCCAUUAUGGUCUUUGGCAGUGCCUUCAUUGUCUUUGUCUACCUCUUUAACUCUGAGCCUGUUACACAGCGUACCCCAGCCAAGGCAGUUGAAGCAAAGACGACCGCCCCGACAUCAAGUGACUUUCGUCGCCAGGCUUGGCUGACAAGCAUGCAACGAGUGGGUGUACCACGACACAGGUUCUUCCGCGAAUGGUAUGUUGUUACAUCGCGAUGCUUUGAGUACGUCUUGCGGUGCUUCAUGGGCUGGAAGAUCUACUCAUGGGUCACUGGGAUCACCGAAGAGGAUGAGAAAGGCCGUGUCAAGACAUGGGACAUCGCCAUCGAUGCUCAACUUACGGGUGGUGAUGCGGAGAUUAGCAAGAGCCGCCUCGUGCUGACCAUUUUCGCUGCCGGGACACUUCCUUCAAGCCCAAUGCGAAUGAUGCUUAAGGCUUUGCAUGUUCGAAUUCUUUUGUGGCGGGUUGGCGAGCCUGGUUCCUGGAGUUUCCAAGUUUCCAACGACAUUGCUCGUGCUCUUGCCCGAUUCCAGUGGGGCGUCGCGAAAGAUAUCAACGAUGCACUUCCCGGGGGACAUCCAGACAGACUUCCAUCUCAUCUCGCUACUCUCGUCGAUAUAGACUGCGAAGAUGUCAUGACUGAUAGUAUCAUCCAACGUGCUGUGAACCUAACCUGGAACCGGCCUACACAGGAAGGCACUGGUGAUGACGAGGUUAUGCUUGAUGUGGUUGAAGAAGACCCCGCCAUUCAGUGUUCCGUCGACGCACUCGCAGCCUGGUGGUCUAGUCAUCUUCUGCAGAAUGCCCUUCUGAAAUACCUGGAGGCCAGCGAAGGCGGUCCUGUUUCCAAAACAAGCCGCGACGCGUUUAAGGAGAAGAUCCGUAUGGCCCUCAAUGUGGCUCCCGGCCUCUCCGCUGCCUAUGCCCGCGCUCUAGUCAUGAAGGCAGUUUUCUUUGAGCAAGGCCGUAUUGAAAACGUCGGGGCAGUUCUCGCCACACUUCCGAAAGAUAAGCGAAAGGACAAGCAUAAUCAGACCGCAAACUUCCUGGAUUCCUCGCUGCCUGUCUCGGUUCGGGAUGAAAUCUCGAUCGCGGUGCGGUGUGCGAUGAUUGCCACGGUCGUAACCUCCCGAUCUGCUGGUGACACGAGUCUACCCGCUUCUUUUACCCUUCAGAAAGCCAUCAAUUGGUUCAACCAACUCCCCAUUGACCCCGUCGAGCUAAGCUUGCUCGGUUUCUCAGCGGUCUAUCAUUUGAUGCACCUCCUUGCUUCCGAUGUCGAUUACAUUGUCUCAUCAGAUUCUUCUGCCCCUUCCGCGCCGCCUUCCGAGGCUGCCUCUGCAGAUGAUGAGGCCGACGAAAAGCCUCGUGUCCCAUGGAAGCUCGCGGUGUGCCCCCGCGAUAUCCCAAACUUGGGCCGAGUUGCCGCCGAGCUCAUCUACUGGUCGCGGAAUGCCUACAACCCAGCAUUCUACGGCUUUUCCCCCACACUUGUUGAUGUGAUAGUUAAGUCAUGCUCUACUGCCUGUGCGAAUGCAGGCAUCAAUGUGGAUGACUUUCUGCACACGCCACCGCCGGAGAUGGUUCAGUCAAGAAAGCGACGCCAACGUCGUCGCCGCGGUGCAUCCGACCAGUCUCAUCAGAGCGAUGCUGAUCAGGACGUGAUCGGAUCUCGUUCCGGAAAGCCUUUGCGCAGGGAACGGUCUGCUAGCAAUGACACUGGAUAUGGGAGCCUUAGCCUGGAGGAUGACGCUCAGUGUAUUCCUAUUCCUAAUGUUCCGGAGAAGGUCCAGGAGGUUUCUGCUUAA
Molecule: messenger RNA, 2925 nt
Organism: Penicillium waksmanii
Lineage: Eukaryota; Fungi; Ascomycota; Eurotiomycetes; Eurotiales; Aspergillaceae
Product: basic helix-loop-helix domain-containing protein
Exons: 1
Coding region: 1-2925 (974 amino acids)
Biological process (GO): SREBP signaling pathway; positive regulation of transcription by RNA polymerase II
Molecular function (GO): protein dimerization activity
Source: RefSeq, a predicted model, not a curated record